GUUGUUUUGUUAGUUAUCCCAUUUUCAUGUCUGGUCCUGGUAUCGCCGCCACUGAGCCCAUGGUACAAUUGUAACUCGUGAUCGCCAACGCGUGGAGUACGCUGGUUGCUACAUUUUUCAAACGGAAACUAGAGACGCUCGCCUGUCUAAAAAGUUAGCUAACUUUCGACCUUCUUUGUUUGGGCAGUUACGUGAUAAUGUUUAAUGGCAUGGAGUCAGAACAUUCCCACAAGUUCAAAGUUAUUUCAAAAAAGCUCAGCACAUUGUUAAACAAGGAUUUUAAAGUGUAUUUAGAGAAAUGGUAUCUUCUGGAUAGACUCCGGGCAUGGACCUUUUCAUUUGAUAAACAAUUUCCAGCUUAUGCUAAAGACAAAUUUUGCCUGGACUUCAUGAAUGACAGCGAAGUACUAUCAAUCAUUCAAUGCAUGAAUACAUCUGGAAGUUGGAGCCCACUAGUAACAAAAGUCUCAUCGGUUGAUGUUGAAGAAGUACCUUGCACCCAGCUUUCCAUGGAUUUUUUCAAUCGCUUGAAGGAGUACAACAUUGUACGAGAAAGUGGACACAUAUCAAAAUGUUUUGAUGAAUUUCAUGAAGGAAUAACAAUUUCUGAUGAACUUCGAAAAAUGCUUCUACUGGAAGAUUCUAACAAUUUUGAAAGUUACUCUGAUGAAGAAAGAUCAGAAUUUUUAUUUAGAAUGUUUUCUCACAUUUGCAUUGGCGGAUCGAUAUGUCAAUAUGAAGAUAUGAUAGAACCAUAUUAUGAAGUCACAAAAUCCUUGUACAAAGACUGUGUGAGUGUACAAAAAGAUUCAAGUACAAAUGAAAUAAAAAUUGUAUCAAAAGUUUUCAAGAUAACAGCUAAGGACGAGGAAGGGACAAUAAUAUACCCAUCAAGUGGUGAUCAUAUACAGAACUUUGCAUAUUUGAUUGUAGAACCAUUUAAAAGACAUGUUACCUUGCUUUACCAUAGCUGGGGAAAAGGAUUAUGGUGACCGGAGCCAUAUCUAAAAUUUUUCAAUCAGUUGAAUUUAUAUAGUCUAUUUUUGAAAUAAAUUGUGAAAGAUGUGUA
Styela clava is the source of this 1069-nucleotide messenger RNA. RefSeq names its product cilia- and flagella-associated protein 300-like. Lineage: Eukaryota; Metazoa; Chordata; Ascidiacea; Stolidobranchia; Styelidae. The record is from RefSeq and is a predicted model, not a curated record.